AUGGGUGCCAAAGGCGAUCGCAAGUCUGAUGACACAGCAAUUAUCAAUCAGAUAUUAGAGUACGCGGCAAACACCAGUUCCGUCGUCUUCUUCCCAUACGGCGAAUAUCUCGUUUCCGACACUGUCAACAUCCCGGUAGGCUCGAGAAUCGUAGGUCAAGUCUGGCCUCAGAUUAUUGGAGCCGGCAAGGCGUUCCAAGACGAGCGGCUUCCGAGACCAGUCGUUCGCGUAAGUCAACCAGGUGAUGCGGGAAUCAUUGAAAUCUCCGACAUGCUUUUCACUACAUACGCUGGCUCAGCUGGAGCUGUCGUGGUGGAAUGGAACGUUCAGCAAAGCACUCAAGGCUCAGCUUGCAUGUGGAACUCCCCGAUCAGGGUUGGUGGUGCCUCUCAGAGCGGUUUACAAGCACGAGAAUGCCCCAAGAAGACGGGAAACGUGAAUAAGAACUGUAUUGGAGCAGCACUUCUCCUACAUCUCACGCCUUCUUCCAGCGCAUACUUGGAGAAUAUUUGGGCUUGGACCGCUGAUCACGACCUCGAUACUCCUGAUCAAACUCAAAUUGACAUCUACGUUGGGCGAGGUAUUCUGAUCGAGAGCCAAAAGCCAACCUGGCUAUGGGGUACUGCUUCAGAGCAUAAUGUCUUGUACCAAUACCAACUUUCAGACGCGAAGGAGGUGUUUCUAAGCAUGAUACAGACAGAAACGCCAUAUUAUCAGCCCUCCCCCCACGCGCCAGCUCCAUUUAGUCCUGGUAUUUUCCCCAACGAUCCUACAUUUAAGGACUGUUCGGCAUCCUCCACACAAUGCGCUAUGGCAUGGGCCCUCCGCCUCAUUCACUCAACCGAUGUAUUUAUAUACUGUGCUGGGCUUUACAGUUUCUUCUCAGACUACUCGCAAACAUGUCUUGCUACCGAGGACUGUCAAGCUGCCAGCGUUCAAAUUGAGCAGAGUUUCGGCGUAUGGAUAUACUCACUUGCCACCAAGGCUACGGUCGAAAUGGUUAGUCCAAUGAACUAUCCAGCCACUCUGGCUGCUGAAAAUCAAAAUGGAUUCCUUUCUUCUAUUCUGGCUUGGCUAGCAGGAGCCGAGAAAACAAUAGGCGUCACUUUUGUCGGGUGGCCUAUUUUCGAACAAGGCUCGCUGCGGCAAACCACUGUUAGCCCUGCGUGCGAGGCGGCUCUGUAUCAAUCAAUCAAAUGCCACGAUGCGACUAAAAGACUUAUGGAUUCCCCUUACAUCAGUCCAAUCAACAACCCGACACUUCUACAGUCCAUGUGUGAAAGCAGUUGCAAUGCUUCCAUCAACUAUGUUCACGACAGCGUCAGUGCCGCUUGUGAAUACACUCCGGAUCUGGCCGAAGGCAUUCCUGCCAUUGGAAUGUUUGAUUUGUUCCGGGACAGAUGGGAAGAAUUGUGCUUCACGGAUCCAUCAACUGGAGAUUACUGCAAUGAAGUCAUCGCGAAUUUCGCACCCGUUAAAGACCUGGACUCCAUGAAGGAAUCAGAACUUUGCUCGCACUGCAACAUUGAGAGACUAGCUAUGAUGCAAAAGUCUCCUUAUUCAGCUUACGAUGCUCUCGUGCGGGAGCAGUAUGAGUUUGUAGCAAAGACUUGUGGCAAGAAGGAUGCGGUAUUUGAUCCGGCAACCGGCGGAAUGCACGUAAACAUCGACGAACCCGGCAGCAUCUGUGCUUCUAACACAACAUAUACUGCAAAAGACGGCGACACUUGUGAUUCCAUUUCUGUGGCUUCUAACGUGUCGUCUGUUUCCCUAUAUUGGAUCAACUCCGAGAUUCCAGAUUGUCAAAAAAUUCCCGUAGACACCGAGUUGUGCCUGCCCAUGCCAUGUGAAUCACUUUGGCAUGUCAAACAGGAAGAUACCUGUUUCGAUAUCUCUGUCGCCAGCUCGAUCUCGGAAAGGCAGCUCCGUGAUUGGAACCAAGGUUUGGAGACGGAUUGCAUGAACCUGCACGAUGUGAAAUGGGGCAGCAGUCUUUGUGUGAAGCCACAAACUCCAGUCUUCAAUAUCACAAAUGACAAUUCGUUGGACCCUUGGGGCCAUGCAACCGAACGACGAGAUGCUUCAGACCCGGGUAGCAACCCUCGAUGCAUCUCUUUUGCGACGUUUAGCAAGGGCGAUACUUGCCAGAGCUUUGCCGAGGCUUGGAAUAUUGGCACUGCAGACUUGAUUAAAUUGGUGAGCGUCGGUUAG
Metarhizium acridum CQMa 102 is the source of this 2211-nucleotide messenger RNA. Lineage: Eukaryota; Fungi; Ascomycota; Sordariomycetes; Hypocreales; Clavicipitaceae. The record is from RefSeq and is a predicted model, not a curated record.